Molecule: messenger RNA, 1454 nt
Organism: Pezoporus flaviventris
Lineage: Eukaryota; Metazoa; Chordata; Aves; Psittaciformes; Psittacidae
Gene: SHISA8
Product: shisa family member 8
Exons: 4
Coding region: 150-1028 (292 amino acids)
Biological process (GO): regulation of short-term neuronal synaptic plasticity; regulation of AMPA receptor activity
Cellular component (GO): dendritic spine membrane; AMPA glutamate receptor complex; postsynaptic membrane
Source: RefSeq, a predicted model, not a curated record
CCCCCCGUCAUUUCUCUUUUCGCCCCCCUUUUUUUGCCUUCCCCCUAUCGCCUCCCACACCCCAUCCAUCCCGUUUCUCUUCCACUGGGGCUCUUCGGCGGCCAUGCGGCCGGUCCCGGGCGAGCGGCUCUAAGUCGCCCCUCGCCCGAAUGGCCCCGCGGAGCCGCGGGCGGAUGGAGCCGAGCUACGUCGUGGGUAUCUGCUGCCUGGUGCUGCUGGAGCCGGGCCGGGUGUGGAGCGGCGAGAGCAGCACCGGGGCGCCAGGUGAGAGCGGGAACGGCAGCCAGGUACCGGCGGUGGAGACCACGGCCCCGGCGCCCACCGGGGCGGCACCACCGGGUGGGGAUCGCUGCCGCGGUUACUACGACGUGAUGGGGCAGUGGGACCCGCCGUUCAACUGCAACGCCGGCAUCUACCAGUACUGCUGCGGGACCUGCGGGUACCGCUUCUGCUGCCAGUUCAAGCCCGGGCGUCUGGACCAGAGCGGCUGCUCCAACUACGACACCCCCAAUUGGGUUAACACGGGCCAGCCACCCACCCGGGUGGACGAGACCCCCGAGGACCCCACUCGUGACAGGACCAACAUGAUCGUCUACAUCAUCUGCGGCGUGGUGGCCAUCAUGGUGCUGGUGGGCAUCUUCACCAAGCUGGGCCUGGAGAAGGCACAAGGUCCCCAGACGGAGAUGACCGUCUCCAGGACACUGACGGACCUGCUGAAGCAGCCAGGUCAUGGCCCCUCCGAGCACAUGGAUGGCCUCAUGGGAGGCAUACAGGUCCCGCUGGGUGAGGGUCUGGCCCGCGGGUCCCCCCGGAACGACGCAGACAAGCCACCCUUGAACAACGCUGUGACCAUUGCCCCCCCGCUGGGGCGGCCCCAUGGCCAUGGCAAGCGCCUGCCCCUGACCAGCAGCCUGGGCCUGUCGGCCCCUGCCUACGCUGCCUACACCACCCUCAAGGCUGGAGAGCACAGGAUCCCACAUGGACCCCACUGCACUCCACAGCCAAUGAAGGCUCAGGAUCCCCUAUGAUCCACUGCAGUCCCCAGCCAACUAGAGCUCUGGACCCCUUAGGAUCAUCUGCUUCCUUCAGACAACCAGAGUUCAGGAUCCCACAUAGACCCACUGCACUCUCCAUCCAAUCAGCAUCCAGGAUCCCACACACACACAUGCAGCACUGUCCACCCAAUCAGAACCCAGGAUCCCCCAUUACCCUACAGCACUUCCCAGCCAAUCUGUGUCCAAGAUCCCCCGCUCCCCAGCCAAUCAUCACACGGGAUCCCUCCCGCCCCACUCCCUAUCCCCACAGAGAGCGCCCCCGAGGACUUCUACCUGCGGCUGGGGGGCCCGGAGUCUGCCCCCUCCGGCACGCUGCCCUUCCCGCACGCCGAGGCGCCCGUGCUGCCCGAGGGCUGCCCGCUGCCCAAGGCCAAGCUGCCGGGGGGCCCGGCCUUCCCG